Aspergillus welwitschiae is the source of this 2329-nucleotide messenger RNA. Its product is annotated as translation initiation factor eIF5. Bases 604 to 1881 code for a protein of 425 amino acids. The record is from RefSeq and is a predicted model, not a curated record. Gene Ontology annotation, biological process: translational initiation; formation of cytoplasmic translation initiation complex; formation of translation preinitiation complex. Gene Ontology annotation, cellular component: cytosol. The transcript is spliced from 2 exons. Gene Ontology annotation, molecular function: translation initiation factor activity; eukaryotic initiation factor eIF2 binding; GDP-dissociation inhibitor activity. Lineage: Eukaryota; Fungi; Ascomycota; Eurotiomycetes; Eurotiales; Aspergillaceae.
CUUCCCUUCUUUCCUUCUUUUCUCUCUCUUCUUCUUCUCCUCUUUCCCUCUUCCACCCACUUUCCAACUCGUCCACCUUUCAGGUUUUUCUCAUCGCCAUCUCAUCAGCGUUGCAACGCUCUUGCGUAUUGAAAGCUCUCUCCGCCAGGCUAUUACUUUCGCCUGCUGGUUUCCCACACGUUUUGUUCACGCUCAAACCACUCUGAAGAACCACGCGUUGGUUUCUCUCUCUUCCUGCCGGAGAAAGCCACUGAAAAACAGAGUCGGUCGAGAACUUGUCUAUGUAUUCGUCCUGCGUCAGAGAUCUCGAUCACCACCUGCCGCUCAAGCUGCAAUCGUUUCGCUUCACGUCGAAACCUUGUAGUAUACAUUCGAAGUCCUGUGGCUGAAAGCUAAGGGCUGCCGUAUUCGCUGUGUCCAUCAUUCGACUCAACUAAAAUAAAUUCGAUCUCAACAACCGCCAUCAUUCCACCAAAAUUAGGAAUAUUCCACGCAUGUCUUGUUUUGUCAAGAUAUUCCUGGUCCAAAAUCCCUCCCGCUUCUUCUUCAUAUAACCAUCUCGCUUAGUCUCUUGAAGAUCUCACCAAUCAACAAACCGUCAUCAUGGCCACUGUCAAUAUUCGUCGGGAUGUCUCCGAUCCCUUCUACCGUUACAAGAUGGAGCGCCUUCAGUCCAAGAUUGAGGGCAAGGGCAACGGUAUCAAGACCGUCGUCGUCAACUUGAACUCGGUCGCUCAGUCGCUCAGUCGGCCUCCGUCUUACGUGAUCAAGUACUUUGGCUUCGAGCUGGGUGCUCAGGCCAACGCCAAGCCCACCGAUGAUCGCUGGAUCAUCAACGGUGCCCAUGAUGCCCCCAAGCUUCAAGACUAUCUGGACGGCUUUAUUUCCAAGUUCGUGCUGUGCAAGAAAUGUAAGAAUCCGGAAACGGAUGUCAUCAUCAAGGAUGAGAAGAUCUUUUUGGACUGCAAGGCCUGUGGACAGCGCUCCGAGGUCGACUCCCGUCUGAAACUGAGCACCUUCAUCAUCCGCAACGGCGCGCAAGGCAAGGGAGGGAAGAAGGACAAGGCCUCGAAGAAGGCCCGUCGUGAUCGAAACAAGGAGAAGAAUGACACCGCGAAUGGCGACAAGGAUGGCAGCCCCGGAGAUAGCAACAACUCCGAGAACGGUGAUGAGGAGAACGGCGAUGUCGCCCUGGAAGCAGGUAGCGAUGACGAACUCACUCGCCGUAUCAAGGCUGGUGCCAAGGACAUCGAGGCUGAUGAGAUCGAUGAUGAUGAAUGGGCUGUUGACGUGUCGGAGGAGGCCGUCAAGGCUCGUGCCAAGGAGCUCCCCGAUGAUCUCAAGCGCUCCCUCGUUCUCGAGGAUGGUGAUGACGAGGGUGCUGACGGCCCCUCUGCCUACGACGAGCUUGGCAGCUGGAUCCUCAACGCCGCUUCUGAGAAGGGCGGUGUCACCGCUGUUAGUGACGUCGAUAUCUACAUGAAGGCCAAGGAGUACGGCAUUGAGAACAAGCACAAGACUGUCGCUGUUUUGGCUCAGACCAUCUUCGAUGAGAAGAUCGCCAAGCAGGUUCCUUCCCGUGCUGCUCUGCUGAAGAAGAUGAUCACCUCCGAGCGCCACGAGAAGGCCUUCCUCGGUGGAACCGAGCGCUUUGUCGGCAAGGAUCACCCUGAGCUCAUUAGCCAGGUCCCCGCUGUCUUGCUCAAGUAUUAUGAGCACGACCUCGUCUCUGAGGAGACCCUUAAGGCGUGGGGUUCCAAGGCUAGCAAGAAGUAUGUCGACAUCCAGACCAGCAAGAAGGUCCGCAAGGCUGCUGAACCCUUCCUCGAAUGGCUUGAGAACGCCGAGAGUGAGGAGGAGAGCGAGGAGGAGAGCGACUAGAUCAGCGACUCGGCUUGUCGCAGUCAUCUGUCUGCUCAGUAGACAAUUUUCGGGACUACUUGAUUUUUGUCGCGUGAUUGUUUCGUUUGUUCCAACUGAUCUCCGCUCUUUUCGGAUGUGACAGUUUCGCUCUGCCUAUUGUUUGUUCCAGAAGUUUGAAAUAAGCUCAUCGAAAAAACAUUAGUCUUAGGUAGCUGCCAAUAAUAUCGCUCUGCGUAUGUGUGCUAGUAAUUGUCAUUGUGUUCCCAGUAGACCACGUAAACUUUUGCUCCAAAAUCAAUAAUUAAGUAUCGCCACUUCCACAUCAACUCCGUCGCUUCGACUUUACCUUGACGAACAGAAGCCAUCAGCAUCACAUCUACGAGUCCACCAAAACCAGACAUCAUAGAGUACAUACACAAGUGGUACUAUUGUUUACCUACAAUGUCUAACACAACUUCAAACACAC